Aspergillus candidus is the source of this 615-nucleotide messenger RNA. RefSeq lists its product as uncharacterized. Lineage: Eukaryota; Fungi; Ascomycota; Eurotiomycetes; Eurotiales; Aspergillaceae. The record is from RefSeq and is a predicted model, not a curated record. The transcript is spliced from 2 exons. Bases 1 to 615 code for a protein of 204 amino acids.
AUGCCCGUCUAUAUGGUCUACGGCUUCCGCUGGCCGCGCGCCGGCUUCACAGGCAUCCGUGUCUACAUCGUCCUGCAUAACCUCGAAGACGCAACCGCCGAAUAUCUCCAGAAGCCCAUUACCACCCAACUGCUGCUGGAGUCGUUCGCUAAAACCGAGCCCGGCAUCGUAUCGCGACUGCCCGAGCUGCGCUUCAUCGAACAGUACGACCCUGAAGAUACGGGCGACACCGCCGUCAGCAAGGAUUUCGCCUACGUCGCGGGCCGCUGUCUCGCGCUGGGAGAGCCCGGGGCGCCUGCGCCGGGCCUGAGCUGGAGCGCCGACGAGAUCGCGUCCCUGGACUCUGGGCUUGAUGACGAGGCUAUGGCCGCGUUGACGGAGAUGCGCGAUAAGUAUGCGGCGGGCGAGAAAAUUGGGUGGUGGAUUGUGUAUAAUGGGGAUCCGGAGCGGUAUUUUCCCGAGUAUGAGGAAGACGAUGAUAGUGUGCUGGAUGAGGAGGACGAUGAGUAUAUGGAUGAGGGGGAGGACAAUGAGCGCGAGCCGCAGACGCCGCAGACUCCUACGGCUCAGCUGUCGGGCAAGCUGGCCCGGUUCUUCACCAAAAAGGCCGUCUGA